Dovyalis caffra is the source of this 708-nucleotide messenger RNA. The record is from the annotation of a GenBank genome assembly. NCBI's taxonomy places the organism in Eukaryota, Viridiplantae, Streptophyta, Magnoliopsida, Malpighiales, Salicaceae.
AUGGCUUGUGCAAUCUUCAUUCUCUUCAUCACCAUUUUCUCUUUCUUAAGUCCAAGCUCUGUUGCUUAUGCACAAAACGAUACGCUCAAACAAGGCCAGCUGCUCCGGGACUAUGAGCAGCUAAUUUCUGCUGGAGGGGUCUUCAGGCUGGGAUUCUUUAGCCCCAACCCAAAUGUAGGCUUGAUCGGUACAGCUGGUGCCCGGGUAAAUGAUGUAUAUGAUUUCAAGUUUGUAGCAAAUGGGGAGGAACGUUAUUUCUCAUAUUCUAUCAAGGAGAGAUCUAUUUUAUCCAGGUGGGACUUGGACACAUUAGGUGAAGUUACAGUGUUGACUGUGGACAAACGAGAUGGUCAUAGUGGGUGGAGAUUUGAAACUUCUGGUGCAUGCAAUUACGAUUUCAAGAAUUCAACUUCAGUUUGCCUAACUGAGAAGCCUAUUAAGUGCAGGAAUGGUACUGAAUCUUUUGUGCCCAAGAGAGGGUACAUCGAUUUAUCUCAGUCUUGGUAUGAUUCUGAUACAAGCUUGGCUCUUAGUGAUUGUCACGCCCGAUGCUGGAAAAAUUGCACCUGCGAUGCCUAUCAGGCUUUAAAUCCUAGUGAUGGCAUCGGUUGCCAGUUUUGGAGCAAUGUAUCAAGCUUCACCCCUAGUGACAACUUGGAGUUUGUUUACCUUCUUACUAAUGAAAGCAACGAAGGUAGAACGGUUUAA